This is a messenger RNA of Ictidomys tridecemlineatus (thirteen-lined ground squirrel), 2114 nucleotides long. Lineage: Eukaryota; Metazoa; Chordata; Mammalia; Rodentia; Sciuridae. The record is from RefSeq and is a predicted model, not a curated record.
GCUCGGCCGGGGGCGGGGCCGACCCGGAGGUAGUGCGGUAGCGCGCGGCUUUCUGGGGCCGGAAGUGCGGCGCACGCGGCGGGCUCGGCGUCAUGGCGGAGGCGAGGGGCCGCAGGAGGCGCCUGGCGGAGCUGACGGUGGACGAAUUCCUGGCCUCAGGCUUCGACUCCGAGUCCGAGUCGGAGUCCGAGGGCGCCCCGGAGGCGGCGACGCGGGAGCGGGAGGCACGCGGACGUGGAGCUGCGCGGCGUGUGGAGCCCGGCAGGGGCCCCGCGGCCCGUGGGCAUAAAGGCAGUGCCUCUGAGCACAAGGACCAGCUCUCUCGUCUGAAGGAAAAAGAUCCAGAAUUCUACAAGUUCCUGCAAGACAAUGACCAGAGCCUGCUAAACUUUAGUGACUCAGACAGCUCUGAGGAGGAAGAGGAGCAGUUUCACUCCUUGCCAGGUGCACUGGAGGAAGCAAGCGAAGAAGAAGAUGGAGGAGAGGAUGGGGACAGAGUCCCUGCAGGACCUCAGCGGAAGAAGAAUGAGUCUGUUCCUGUGACCCUUGCCAUGGUGGAGAAAUGGAAGCAGUCUGCAAAGCACCUCACUCCCAAGCUGUUCCAUGAAGUGGUACAGGCCUUCAGAGCAGCUGUUGCUACCACCCAAGGAGACCAGGAAGGUGUUGAGGCCUGCAGGUUUCAGGUUACAGACAGCACUGUGUUCAAUGCUCUGGUCACCUUCUGCAUCAGAGAUCUCUUUGGAUACCUACAUAAGCUGCUGUUUGGAAAGGCCCCAAAGGAUACCAGCAGGAUGCUGCAGCCGUCCAGCAGUGCGCUCUGGGGGAGACUCCGCGUGGACAUCAAGGCAUACCUAAGUGCAGUCAUGCAGCUGGUGACCUCUCUGGCAGAAGCUACCGUGUCAGCGGCUGUCCUGCAGCACAUCAGCAGCCUUGUGCCUUACUACCUAACCUUCCCUAAGCAGUGUCGCAUGUUGCUCAAGAGAAUGGUGGUUCUAUGGAGCACGGGUGAGGAGUCUUUGCGGGUGCUGGCUUUCCUGGUCCUCAUUAGAGUCUGCCGGCACAAGAAGGACAUCUUCCUGAGCCCUGUCCUGAAGCAAAUGUAUAUCACAUAUGUGAGGAACUGCAAGUUCACCUCUCCAGGCACUCUGCCCCUCAUCAACUUCAUGCAACGGACAUUGACUGAGCUGCUUGCCCUGGAUCCCAGCAUCUCCUACCAGCACGCCUUCCUCUAUAUCCGCCAGCUCGCCAUCCACCUGCGCAGUGCCAUGACUAUGGGCAAAAAGGACACGUACCAGUCAGUGUACAACUGGCAGUAUGUCCACUGCCUCUACUUGUGGUGCCGCGUCUUGAGUACCCUUGGCUCCAGCGAAGCCCUCCAGCCUCUGCUCUAUCCCCUCUCGCAGGUGGUCAUUGGCUGCAUCAAGCUGGUCCCCACUGCCCGCUUCUACCCCCUGCGCAUGCACUGUGUGCGUGCCUUAACACUGCUGUCAGAGAGCACCGGCACCUUCAUCCCAGUGCUGCCUUUUAUCCUUGAGGUUUUCCAGCAGGUGGACUUCAACAAACGACCCGGCCGCAUGAGCUCCAGGCCCAUCAACUUCUCUGUAGUCCUGAAACUUUCGAAUGUCAACUUGCAGGAAAAAGCAUACCGGGAUGGCCUAGUGGAGCAGCUGUAUGACCUCAUGCUGGAGUACCUGCAGGGCCAGGCCCACAGUAUUGCCUUCCCUGAAUUGGCACUGCCUGCUGUCUUACAGCUCAAGUCCUUCCUCCGGGAGUGCAAGGUGGCCAACUACUGCCGGCAGAUGCGCCAGUUGUUGGAAAAGGUGCAGGAGAAUGCAGAGCACAUCCGCAGUCACCGCCAGAGGGUCUCUUUUGGUGUCUCUGACCAGCUUGCAGUGGAUGCUUGGGAGAAGCAGGCCCGAGAAGAGGGGACCCCACUCACCAGGUACUAUAGCCACUGGCGGAAGCUGAGGGACCGCGAGAUACAGCUGGAGAUCAGUGGCAAAGAGCGGCUAGAAGAUCUGAACUUCCCAGAGAUCAAACGGCGGAAGAUAGAGGACAGGAAGGAUGAGGACAGGAAGGAAUUUAAAGACCUCUUUGACCUGGACAGUACUGAG